Molecule: messenger RNA, 790 nt
Organism: Rubroshorea leprosula
Lineage: Eukaryota; Viridiplantae; Streptophyta; Magnoliopsida; Malvales; Dipterocarpaceae
Source: the annotation of a GenBank genome assembly
GCAGCCAUCUCUUCCAUAGAUGAGCCUAAAUCCUUUUCUUAGGCCAUUAAACAUGAAAACUGGCGAGAAGCAAUGAGGCAGAAGGUUGCUGCACUUAAGAAGAAUGGCACUUGGACGAUUGAGACAUUGCAUCCUAACCAACGUGCAAUUGAUUCAAAAUGGGUCUAUAAGAUCAAAUUCGAGCCAGAUGGAACUGUUGAAUGGUACAAGGCUCGACUAGUAGCGAAGGGAUUCACUCAAAUUGAAGGGCUUGAUUUUCAUGAGACCUUUGCUCUUGUUGCUAAAAUGGUCACUGUGAGAACAUUACUAGCUCUUGCUUUGAUUAAGCACUGGAAACUGCAUCAAUUAGAUAUCAAUAAUGCCUUCUUGCAAGGUGACUUACAUGAAGAGCGAAAGUAUGCUCUCAACAUACUCAUGGAAUCAAGCAUGCUUGGGGCAAAGCCUAGUUCCUUUCCCAUGGAGCAGCAUCAUCGUCUCGGGCUUGCAUCUGGUUCACCUAUACUAGAUCCUUCACAAUACAAGAGGUUGGUUGCCCACAGACACAGCACUCAACAACAAGUUGCUAUAUUUGGCUCGGACACCCCCGUGUUUCCUAGAAGUCGAAAAAGCAAUCAAUUGUCUCUCGCUCUUUCGCUUAAGCUGAGUAUAAGGCCAUGGCAUCAACUAUUAGUGAGCUCACUUGGUUAAAGUCCUUACUUUAUGAUCUUGGGAUAUAUCACUCGAAGCCAAUGACAUUGUUUUGUGAUAACCAAGCUACCUUACACAUUGCCAAUAAUCCUGUGUUUCAUGA